AUGGCGGACACAAAGUUUUGGCUCAAAUUUUUCAAUGAUGCCGGACUUCCGAAAGAAACCUCCAAACGUUAUACAAACUUGUUUUUUGAAAAUCGCAUAACCUUACAACAUCUUCGUUUCCUUGAUAAAGAUCUUCUUAAAGAAAUGGGAAUCAAUGCUGUUGGGGAUAUCAUUACGAUUCUGCAGUACUGCAAAUCUCUUGAUAUUGAUAAAAUAUCGGAAGCUCAUGCUGAUAUUGUUGUUACUUCGACCACUCCGAACUCGGAAAAACCGUCCAUCCUUCCUGGUCACGAACUGCCAGUUCCUUCAAGGCGCCGCGUUACGAGGGAAGUGGAGGGUCCUUACGUUGUUAAGCUUCCUGAAGGAAAGACCGAAAAAACUCGGCGUAUCCUUAAAAAAAUGGGUAUUGCUAUGCCUUUGCGCACUGUGGUAAUCACGGCUUCUCCAUCGUCAACCACCAACUCGGGUCCUGUUCAAGGAUGUCCUUUUGAUUUUGACGAAGAGAGUGAUGAUGAUAACGAGGAUUUCGAAGUCAUUAUAUCAAGUGCCAGUCCAGAUGUUCGAACUGCUAAUCUCGGCACCCGGUCCUGCGUUUCACGUCUCUCUGUCUUUGAUCGCCUCGGUGCGGAAGUGCCUAUUUCAUCACCUACUUCCUCUGCUACAUCAAGUGGCAAAACCACCAUUGCUCGAGUUGUUGAUCGCACCAUCGCUAGCAAUGCGGCAGAAGAUGCUCGUCUUCGUCGCGAUCCCGCUCGGACCGGCUCUCUAAAACGCUCCGCAAAUGAAUCAAUAUUUGCUCGCUUGGGUGCUGCCGGCAUCAAGACAGCGGAGGACGGGCCCAGUUUAGCCUACCAAGGUGUUUUAAAGCAUCCCAGGAUAUCAGUGCCUAAAGCAUUGUCACCAUCGCGACAGUCACAACACGGUAUUUCAAAAUCUCCUUCCAACCCUCAAGCGCGUGUCUCCGCAAAGAGUCGCCUCGGCUUUGCUCCCUCCGCGCCUAGCCCCACUCUUGACCGAUCGGCGGGCAUCUUUGCCACUGAGUUGCCGAGACAUGGCAAGUCCUUUAAUUUUUCUGUUGCCUUUCCAAUGCAAGUGCGUCAGAAGUUGGAACGGUUCUAA
Messenger RNA from Hydatigera taeniaeformis, 1119 nucleotides. The record is from the annotation of a GenBank genome assembly. NCBI's taxonomy places the organism in Eukaryota, Metazoa, Platyhelminthes, Cestoda, Cyclophyllidea, Taeniidae.